GGAGAGUUCUUAUGUAUUCCUCCGCGAUCUCCCCCGACCUCUUAAGCGCGCUGAUGAAAACGAGCUCUUUCAUGUAUCGUCUUCACUUUGGGAACUUAGUAGUUGUCUAGUUUGUUUAAAACUAUCUCAAACUCCUCUUCGUCUUCCCCUUCUUCGAAUGUGAACGUCUUGAACACUUGUUCCGCCUCCUUCCCGAGAGAAUAAAGCAACGUACAGACCUGGACCUCGCCGUCUUCUAGGUUUAGCUUUGUGGCUACCCGGUAGCGCUGAAAUCGCUGCCGCCAUUCAGGCCACUGCUCCGGCCGUGAAAAGCCGAAGGCUUCUGGAGAGAACGAUGCAGGCCUUCCUGCCGCUGGGCUGCUGCGUCCUGGCGCUAACGCAGUGCUGCCUUGGCUCCGCCCACAUGAUCCCUGACGACAGGCUGUCCACCAAUAGGGUCGUUGCGUCCAACGCUCUGUCUCACAGCCUGCAGGUCGACCCGCCUCCUGUUGUUAUUGUGGAGCUGAACAAACCCACCAAGAAGAAAGAAAAAGGAAAGAAGCAGAAAAAGAAUAAGUUUGCUCGGAAGCGCCCGCCUCCUCCGCCGGACUGCGUCCCGCUCUGGGGAAGCUGCAAAGCUCCCGGCAACGUUUGCUGCGACUUCUGCGCGUUCUGCCAGUGCCGGCUCUUUAAGACUGUGUGUUUGUGCCGGAUGGGGAACCCGCGCUGCUGAGCCGCCGCUUCAGGAAACCUCCUGCAGCGACUCGGUUUGUAUCUCUGCCUGUAACUCGCAGCAUGAAAGCACUUUAUCAGGAGCACUGCGCCGACGGAGCGGCGCUGCGCGAACACAGGGAGGCUUUUCGCACUGAUUCACAUUUGGACUGUACUUCAGCUUAGCUUUAGCACGCUAACAUGAAAGGAUCCAGACCCGGCCGCUGCCUGGCACCCUCCACAUGAUGCUACGAAUAUCAACGUGUUUAUGGCACAUGCAACAAUAAAAAACCU
Gambusia affinis (western mosquitofish) is the source of this 984-nucleotide messenger RNA. RefSeq names its product agouti signaling protein 1 (gene asip1). Gene Ontology annotation, biological process: positive regulation of melanin biosynthetic process; hormone-mediated signaling pathway; melanosome organization. The transcript has 4 exons. Bases 335 to 712 code for a protein of 125 amino acids. NCBI's taxonomy places the organism in Eukaryota, Metazoa, Chordata, Actinopteri, Cyprinodontiformes, Poeciliidae. The record is from RefSeq and is a predicted model, not a curated record. Gene Ontology annotation, cellular component: extracellular region. Gene Ontology annotation, molecular function: neuropeptide hormone activity; melanocortin receptor binding.